Exaiptasia diaphana is the source of this 342-nucleotide messenger RNA. RefSeq lists its product as uncharacterized. NCBI's taxonomy places the organism in Eukaryota, Metazoa, Cnidaria, Anthozoa, Actiniaria, Aiptasiidae. The transcript is spliced from 3 exons. Bases 13 to 342 code for a protein of 109 amino acids. The record is from RefSeq and is a predicted model, not a curated record.
UUUGUUUCCAAGAUGGCGACUUCUUUGCCAUUUGUAGGAACUAUCGAUUCUGACGACGAAAUAGAGAUAUUAGAUGAAGAAAAUGACAGCGAUGAUGAAGAGGAACUGAAGAAAAAGAAGAGCAAAAAGAAGCAAAACAAAAAAGAGUUUGAUGAAAAUUUCCAGUUUAGCGCAGGAGACGAGUUCCAUGAGACAACCUGGAAYCUUGAUAUGGCAAUCAAAGUCGCAAAAAAGAAAGAGAACUCUACAACAGCAACUACUUCAUUGCAAGAAAAGAUUUCCAAAAAAAGACAAUCAAAUAAGGUAAAUGUAKGUCAAGUAAAAUUUAUCAAUGAUAAUUGA